UGAAGAUACAGCAGUAAAAACAAAUGCUAGAUAAGCUAGAAUAAUUUACGAGCAGAGGACAGCUUUAAUUUAUUAACUCUAAUUGUGAAUGUAUUUAUUUUUUUAGUAUUUGGUUUUAUUGCAAUACUAAUUGUCUUAAAGUUAAAGGAACAUCUUUUACUAAUUGACUGCUCAAAAUUGUCCUAUCCGUUUUUACACAUUUUCAUUUACUGUUCUAUGUGAAAACCUUGUUUUGUUCUUGUUUCUCUUUUUAUUCACUGCUUCAAAGUAAAUUAAGUUGCUUGCACUGUUAACACUGAAUCGGUGUCAUCUUUGUAUAUAUAUAAAUAUAUUGUGAUUGAUAGACCAGUUCACUUUUAAUUCACAUGGAUGACAAGAUACCACCAAUACCUGAUAGUGGACGAUCUUCAAAAAGUCUCGCUUCACGACGACAAGGUCCGUCUCUAAAAACUGGCUUUACUAAAACUGUACAACAACUUGAUCCAUCCAGAGAAGCCAUAGCGGCUAAUCAAUUAAGCAAAUGUACCACAAUUAAUAUAAAUGAUCAAACAAUCUCCGUUGCUCCUCAGGAUAUUGAGGUUGUUAGUCAAUUAGGAAAAGGUGCAUAUGGAAUAGUUGAACAAGUUCGUCAUAAGCCGUCCCAAAUCGAAAUGGCUGUUAAGAGGACUGCUGUUAGUCAAGAACAGAAACGAUUUUUAAUGGACAUGGAUGUACUUGUAAAAACCGUUGAUUGUUCCUAUAUUGUUAAAUUUUAUGGAGCUCUUUUCUGGGAAGGUGACCUUUGGAUUUUCAUGGAAAUAAUGGAUUCGUCAUUGGACAAAUUUUACCGCCAAGCAUAUGAGAAAGCACGAAAAGAUACUAAAUCGACUGCAUCAUCAUUAUCACAGCCUUCAUCAACAUCACUCUCAGCUGUUACAUCGAAAGAAGACAAAGAAUCACCCAUCGCUAUUCCUGAAGAGGUUUUAGGGAAAACGGCCUUUUGUGUUGUUAAAGCUUUGAGCUACCUUCACCAAAUAAGCAUAAUUCAUCGAGAUGUUAAACCUUCAAAUGUCUUAAUUAAUCGUCUCGGUGAAGUCAAAUUAUGUGAUUUCGGUAUCUCUGGUCCUUUAGUUAACUCAGUUGCCAAAACUAUGGAAGUAGGAUGUAAACCAUACAUGGCUCCUGAACGAAUUAAUCCACCAGUUAAUAGGCCAGGGUAUGAUAUAAGAUCGGAUGUUUGGAGUCUCGGUAUGUCUAUGCUGGAAUUAGCAAUUGGCCAAUUCCCUUACAAGCUAGUUGGAAACAAUUUUUUCAAUCUUCUGAAACAAAUUUGCACUGAGGAACCACCAAAGUUACCCCCGAAUCGUUAUUCAAUUGAUUUUGAUGACUUCAUUAACAAAUGUUUACAAAAGGAUUAUCAACUUAGACCAAAUUAUGCAGUACUGUUGGACCAUCCAUUCUUGACUAAACACAUGGAUACUGAUAUCUCUGAUUAUGUUGUUAAAGUUCUCGACUCGAACUGCUAAUAUGUGCCUUUUUCAGUGCCUUUUAAUAACCACAAAAUUCCCAAUCCCAAUCCCUUUCUCUUCUAACUUGCUUAACACUAUAAAAAAAUUAUUAUAUCGUUGUACCAAAACGUUAUCAUGAUGUCAGCAAUGUAUUCAUUGACUUGUUCAAUAUUAUUUAAGAACAAUAAUAACAUCAAUAAUAGCAAAUCAUCAUCGGCUAUUCACAUUAAAUAUUUUCAUAUUGUGAGUAUCGGCAGGUCUAUAAAGUCUUGUUUCCCCUAAGAAAAUCGAUGACAAGAAAAAUAUUUAAGCAACAGAAUAAAAUUUCAAUUUAAUUUAUG
Messenger RNA from Tetranychus urticae (two-spotted spider mite), 1828 nucleotides. It is a transcript of the gene lic, whose product is annotated as dual specificity mitogen-activated protein kinase kinase lic. Lineage: Eukaryota; Metazoa; Arthropoda; Arachnida; Trombidiformes; Tetranychidae. The record is from RefSeq and is a predicted model, not a curated record. Gene Ontology annotation, biological process: protein phosphorylation; stress-activated MAPK cascade. Gene Ontology annotation, molecular function: ATP binding; MAP kinase kinase activity.